AUGGAUUUACCAAGCUAUAGCGAAGAGUAUAGUGACGGUGUUCAACGUUUUUUGGACUUCGCUUAUUCUGAUGGAGAUCCUCAAGGUGAAGAAAUUCAAUGUCCAUGUGCAAAGUGUUGUAACAUCCCUUGGUGUCGAAGAGGUGUAGUAUAUAAUCAUCUAAUAUGCUACGGUUUUGUUAAAGGUUACUCAAGAUGGAUUAACCAUGGGGAAUGGGACUUUCCAAUGGAAGUUGAUGAUGAAGUUAACUUAUAUGAUGACAUCGAUGGGUUGUUGAAUGAUCAAUUUAGAGAUGUUACACAAGCUGAAGGAUGUCUACAUGGAUGGAGUAAUGCAUCCUUUACUUCCCUCUUGGAGUUGUUGAAAGAGGCCAUCCCUGAGUUGAACAUUCGUUUAUCCUAUAAUAAAGCCAAGUCUAUGGUAAAGGAUCUAGGUCUUGAUUAUAAAAAAAUUGAUGUAUGUCCCAAUGACUGCAUGCUGUUUAGGAAUGAACAUAAAGGUGAUGAAAAUUGUCACGUUUGUGGAGCUUCACGAUAUAUUGAAUAUCCUGAAGUAGAUAGCGAGCUUCAGUCUUCUAAAAGAUCUUAUCAUGUUGCUGCUAAAACUUUGAGACACUUUCCAUUAAUUCCUAGACUCAAAAGGCUAUUUAUGUGCUCAAAGACAGCGGAUAAAUUAAGGUGGCAUGACGAGGAGCGGUCCAAAGAUGGAAAGUUAAGGCACCCUGCUGAUGGCCAAGCAUGGAAAGACUUUGAUAGCCUUCAUCCAGAUUUUGCAAAAGAUUCUCGCAAUCUGAGACUUGGCUUGGCAAGUGACGGAUUCAAUCCAUUUCGGACCAUGAGCAUAUCUCAUAGUACAUGGCCAGUUGUCUUAAUUGUGUAUAAUUUUCCUCCUUGGAUGUCCAUGAAACAAGAAUAUUGCAUGCUUUCUUUGCUUAUAUUUGGUCCGCGAUCUCCUGGAAAUGACAUUGACAUUUAUUUGCAGCCAUUAAAAGAAGAGUUGAAGGUAUUGUGGGAGUUAGGGGUAGACACAUAUGAUGCUUCGAGAAAUCAAACCUUUCAAACGCGAGCAGCUCUUACGUGGAUAAUUAAUGACUUCCCUGCAUAUGCUACGUUAUUCGGGUGGAGUACAAAAGGAAAAUUGGCUUGUCCUUGUUGUAAUUAUGGAACUAAUUCUUGCUAUCUGAAACAUAGCCGGAAAAUGUGUUACAUGUACCAUCGUGUUUUUCUACCCAUGGAUCAUCCAUGGAGAUCUAACAAAAGGUCUUUCAAUGGAAAAACAGAAUUUAGGCCUCUUCCACAAUUGUUAAAGGGAACCGAUGUGUUUAAUAUGUUACAGAAUGUUGAAAAUGUGUUUGGGAAGAAGCAAAAGAAAUCAAAUGUCAGUCCAUGGAAAAAAAGGUCAAUUUUUUUUGAAUUACCUUAUUGGCAACACAACUCGCUUCGCCCCAACCUUGAUGUAAUGCAUAUUGAGAAGAACAUGAUUGAUAACAUAAUAGGAACACUUUUGGAUAUAUCUGGCAAGACGAAGGAUCAUGAAAAUGCUUGUUAUGACCUCAAAGAGAUGGGCAUUAGGAAAAACCUUCGACCAAAAGAUACAAAGGAUGGCAAGAAAAUAAAGCUUGCACAAGCAUGCUACUGUAUGACUAAGGGAGAAAGAUCUACUUUUUGUGGUGUUUUAAAGAAUGCAAAGCUACCUGAUGGUAGUGCUUCCAAUAUUUCCCGAUGUGUGCAACCAGCCGAAUGA
Molecule: messenger RNA, 1743 nt
Organism: Lycium barbarum (goji berry)
Lineage: Eukaryota; Viridiplantae; Streptophyta; Magnoliopsida; Solanales; Solanaceae
Exons: 2
Coding region: 1-1743 (580 amino acids)
Source: RefSeq, a predicted model, not a curated record